GACUGAUGAUGUCACCAACCCGGAAGGAAGUUUGCAGCAGUGUUGUCGCAGCAGAUUUGCGAAAGCCACAGAGAAUCCCCCAAAACAGACCGUAACAGACCUUCCACAGUUGCUGUUGUUUUGUCGUUGUUUUUGUUUCCUGUCCGCGUCGCCAUCAUGAACGUGACGCUCGCAGUGAAGCAGUACAUCUCGAAGAUGAUCGAGAACAGCGGGCCCGGCAUGAAGGUGCUGCUCAUGGACCGAGAGACGACCAGUAUAGUCAGUGUGGUGUACACUCAGUCAGAGAUCCUGCAGAAGGAGGUUUACCUGUUUGAGCGGAUCGAUUCUCAGAACAGAGACAACAUGAAACACCUGAAGGCCAUCUGCUUCCUCAGACCCACCAAGGAGAACGUGGAACAUCUGAUCCAGGAGCUUAGGAGACCAAAGUACAGCAUCUACUUCAUCUACUUCAGCAAUGUGAUCAGCAAGAGUGAGAUCAAAGCUCUGGCUGAGGCUGAUGAGCAGGAAGUGGUGGCUGAAGUCCAGGAGUUUUAUGGAGACUUCAUCGCUGUGAAUCCUCACCUGUUCUCCCUCAACCUGCAGGGGGUGUCCAGAGGUCGUAGCUGGGAGUCCUCCAUGUUGUCUCGGUGUACUCAGGGUCUGACCUCCGUCCUGCUCGCUCUGAAGAAAUGUCCAAUGAUCCGCUACCAGCUGUCCUCUGACAUGUCCAAACGCCUCGCUGAGAGCGUCAAGCAAAUCAUCACCAAGGAGUACGAGCUGUUCGACUUUAGGAAGACUGAAGUUCCUCCUCUGCUGCUGAUCCUUGACCGCAGCGAUGACGCCAUCACACCUCUGCUCAACCAGUGGACAUACCAGGCAAUGGUCCAUGAGCUGCUGGGUCUCAACAACAACAGGAUCGACCUGUCCAGGGUGCCAGGUAUCAGCAAAGACCUGAGGGAGGUGGUCCUGUCUGCAGAGAACGACGAGUUCUACGCCAACAACUUGUACCUGAACUUCGGGGAAAUUGGCACCAACAUUAAAAACUUGAUGGAAGAUUUCCAGAAGAAAAGACCGAAAGGACAACAGAAGCUGGAGUCCAUCUCUGAUAUGAAGGCGUUUGUUGAUAACUACCCUCAGUUUAAGAAGAUGUCGGGCACCGUGUCCAAACAUGUGACGGUGGUUGGCGAGUUGUCUCGUUUGGUGUCGGAGCGUCAGCUGAUGGAGGUGUCAGAGGUGGAGCAGGAGCUUGCCUGUCAGAACGACCACUCCAGUGCUCAGCAGAACGUUCGCCGGCUGCUCCAGAAUCCUCGUGUGACCGAGCUGGACGCCGUCCGUCUCGUCAUGCUGUAUGCUUUGAGAUACGAGCGCCACAGCAGCAGCAUCCUUCCCGCCCUGAUGGACGAGCUGAGCAGGAGAGGAGUGUCUGAGCGACACCGCAGGAUGGUGAAGGCAGUGGUGGAUUACGGAGGGAAGAGAGUCAGAGGAAGUGACCUCAUCACACCGACAGAUGCUGUCGCCAUCACCAAACAGUUCUUCAAAGGCCUCUCGGGCGUGGAGAAUGUGUACACUCAGCAUCAGCCUCUCCUUCAUGACACUCUGGAUCAGCUGAUUAAAGGUCGACUGAAGGACAGUCAGUUUCCUUACCUGGGAGCCAGCAGUCUCAGAGACAGGCCUCAGGACAUCAUCGUGUUUCUGAUUGGUGGAGCCACAUACGAAGAAGCUCUGACUGUUUACAACCUGAACCGCAGCACACCUGGAGUCCGUAUCGUCCUGGGAGGAAGCAGCAUCCACAACACUAAGAGUUUCUUGGAGGAAGUGAUGUCAGCAACAGGUCACAGCAGCGACAGAGCGCAGGGAAGUGGUCACCAUGGCAACAGACGCUAAACAUCUAGUCAGACGACACCAACAUUCCCUCAGUGAUGUCCUGUACAUGUCUGCUCUUCUGUUUCUGUGUGUUUCAUGUUGUGGCUUCAGUUUUCAUGUUGAAUAAAGUGAUCGUGUUGUGAUGGAACUUUAA
Messenger RNA from Scatophagus argus, 1996 nucleotides. It is a transcript of the gene vps45, whose product is annotated as vacuolar protein sorting 45 homolog. Gene Ontology annotation, biological process: intracellular protein transport; vesicle-mediated transport. NCBI's taxonomy places the organism in Eukaryota, Metazoa, Chordata, Actinopteri, Scatophagidae. Gene Ontology annotation, cellular component: Golgi membrane. The coding region runs from base 157 to 1863 and encodes 568 amino acids. The record is from RefSeq and is a predicted model, not a curated record. The transcript is spliced from 15 exons.